Messenger RNA from Talaromyces amestolkiae, 1425 nucleotides. RefSeq lists its product as uncharacterized. NCBI's taxonomy places the organism in Eukaryota, Fungi, Ascomycota, Eurotiomycetes, Eurotiales, Trichocomaceae. The record is from RefSeq and is a predicted model, not a curated record. Bases 1 to 1425 code for a protein of 474 amino acids. Gene Ontology annotation, molecular function: acid phosphatase activity. The transcript is spliced from 4 exons. Gene Ontology annotation, cellular component: fungal-type cell wall.
AUGGCGGUCCUUACGUUGCUGACCACUGGUCUAGCGCUGGCCUCCGUGGCCUCCGCAGCCACUAAGCCCUAUCCCAAGUUCGGCAGCAAACAAUUCGAUCAGUCUUUCCUCGACGGAUACAACCUGUUGAAAUUCACCUCCAGUCUCGGCCCGUAUUCGGAUCGUGUCUCUUACGGUGUCGAUAGAAACACGCCAGCAGGAUGCGAAGUAGACCAAGUACACAUGCUCAUGCGCCAUGGCGAACGGUAUCCCGACGCGUUCUUGGCCGUCGAAUACGUCGCUGCGUUGGAGAAGUUGUACGGCUCAAAAAUCAAAACCUGGUCCGGAGAUCUUGCGUUCUUGAAUGAGUGGACCUACUAUGUCCCGGACGCAGCACUCUACGGUCAGGAGUCCACAAUGGGACCAUAUUCUGGACUGCUCAACGCAUUUAAUCGUGGCAGUGAGUAUCGUCUCCGCUACGACCAUCUGUGGGACGGCAAGUCCAUUGUCCCCAUCUUCACGUCCGGUUACGAGCGCGUUAUCGAGACGGCUCGUUAUUUCGGCCAGGGAUUUUUCGGAUACAAUUACUCAACCAACGCUGCUAUCAAUAUUAUCCCCGAAGCAGCCACGCAGGGCGCAAAUAGUCUGACUCCUUCAUGUGCUGCGGACACCGGUUAUGAGACAUGUUUCUUCGAGACAAGAACUUCCCCGUUGUUGAAUGUUGCUGCUGCACGAUUCAAUGAGCAGAAUCCUGGAUUGAAGCUUAACUCGACUGAUAUUUACAACAUCAUGCAAAUGGCCGCCUUUGAGCUGAAUGUCCGUGCUUAUUCGCCCUGGAUGGAUGCUUUCACUCUGGAUGAGUGGGUGGCUUACGGAUACCUCACUGAUCUGACUUACUACUACUGCUUUGGACCUGGUGACCCAUACAGCUUCGCAGUAGGCCAGGUCUAUGCCAACGCCACUCGAUUCUUGAUGGAAGCUGGACCCAAGGAAGGAUCCAUGUUCUACAGUUUCACCCACGAUGCAAACAUCACCCCCGUCGUUGCAGCCCUAGGCAUCGACGUCCCCGAACAACAUCUUCCCAACGACACAAUCCCUUUCCCCCAUACAUACCACACCGCCAACAUCGUGCCCAUGGGCGGCCACUUGACUCUCGAACGCAUGACCUGCAACGCCACCGCUCUCAGCAAAGCCGGCGUCUUCGUUCGCGCAAUCAUCAACGAGGCUGUCGUUCCAUGGAGUACCUGCCAGAGCGGUCCCGGAUUCUCGUGCCCGUUGGCCAAUUAUUCGGCUAUCAUUGAUAAGGGGCCUAAAUUUACAGAGACGUGUGAUACGCCAGCGGCUUAUCCCAAAUACGUGGAUUUCUUCUGGAAGUAUAAUACUUCUACUCAGUAUAACUAUCAAGAGGGGCAGAUCUCGUAUCAGCUUACUACCACUAAUGUCUAA